This is a messenger RNA of Halteromyces radiatus, 861 nucleotides long. RefSeq names its product 40S ribosomal protein S3. Gene Ontology annotation, cellular component: nucleus; cytosolic small ribosomal subunit. The transcript has 3 exons. Bases 46 to 774 code for a protein of 242 amino acids. Gene Ontology annotation, biological process: translation. The record is from RefSeq and is a predicted model, not a curated record. NCBI's taxonomy places the organism in Eukaryota, Fungi, Mucoromycota, Mucoromycetes, Mucorales, Cunninghamellaceae. Gene Ontology annotation, molecular function: RNA binding; structural constituent of ribosome.
UUUUUUUUUUUUCCUUCCUUUUUUUUUAUUGUAACUUUUGUGAUCAUGGCUGCUGUUGCUGCUCAAAUCUCCAAGAAGAGAAAGUUCGUCGCUGAUGGUGUGUUCUACGCCGAAUUGAAUGAAUACCUUACUCGUGAACUUGCCGAAGAUGGUUACGCUGGUGUCGAAGUUCGAGUUACUCCUGCUCGUACUGAAAUCAUCAUUCGUGCCACUCAUACUCAAAAUGUUCUUGGUGAAAAGGGUCGCCGUAUCCGAGAAUUGACAACACUUGUGCAAAAGCGAUUCAAGUUUAGCGAAAAUGCGGUUGAAUUGUAUGCCGAACGAGUUCAAAACCGAGGUUUGUGUGCCAUUGCACAAUGUGAAUCUGUCAAGUUCAAGUUACUCAAUGGUUUGGCUGUGCGUCGUGCCUGUUACGGUGUUGUGCGCUUUGUGAUGGAAUCUGGUGCUAAGGGUUGUGAAGUGGUUGUGUCUGGUAAGCUCCGUGCUGCUCGUGCCAAGGCUAUGAAGUUCAGUGAUGGUUUCAUGAUCCACUCUGGUCAACCUACCCGUGAUUUCAUCACCACUGCUGUUCGUCACGUUCUUUUGCGUCAAGGUGUUCUCGGUAUCAAGGUCAAGAUCAUGUUGGACAAUGACCCCACUGGUCGUCAAGGCCCCAAGCAAACCUUGCCUGACAUUGUCACCAUCUUGGAACCCAAGGAAGAAUCUACCAUUGAAGUCCCCACUGCCCAAGAAUUCGGUGUUCCUGCUCCUGUUGAACCUGUGGCUACUCAAUAAAGCAAACUCUUUUUUUUUUUUUAUCAACUUGUAUUCAAUCAAAAUUCUCAUAUCUUCUUGUUAAUAAAAAAAAAAUUAUAUUCUUCU